AAAUCGAACGCUAAAUUUGGAUCUCUUUUCAGAUGAGGGGAAAAAUCGAAAUGAUAUUUUUCAUGUGGACUAAAAAACCUUUUAUGAAAACGAUGUAUUAAUCAAGUUAACAUGUUUGUAUGCAGGACGGACCCUUAUCAAUACAUUGAGAAAUAUUAUAAAAACUCAACUGGAAUUAAAUGACAUGGAUUAACGUAACACUUCCAUAUAUGUAUACAACUGGCUUACGCCAUUGGGACGCACAUCCGUGAAGGAAAUUACUUUUACUGCAUUUUCAUUGAACUGGUGAUAGAAAUCGAUCCAGUCGAAUCAAAGGAAGAUCUAUUGAAAAUAAAAAAUUUGAUUUCUUAUUUGUUUCCUAAAUAUUUGACUUAAUGACACCGUGGCGUUAAGAUUAUUUAUUUGUGUUUGUAAACACUGGAUAGCGAUAUCUCUUACGUGUAAAUGUAAGAUUUUAAAUGAAAGUACGGCAAGUUUAAUAAGUUUCGUUUCGUGAUAAAAUUCAUUUUAUCCAAGAAAAAACACAUUCGACUUCAGGAUUUAUGUUGUAGUUGUUUUGAAAAUGCCAACUAUUGAAACCGACACGAGAACUCAAAACACAUUACCGGAUAUAUUUCGUACCAUAAGUGGAAUAAAUUUGGAUAUUGGACUCCUUGACCGUCUCCGCGAGUCCGAUACCCCCGACGAUACCGCGCCCUGGGGUAGGGGUGACAAGGGAGCUAAAGGGCGCAGUAAUUUCCCUCGGAUUAUUCUCCGUGAUGCCCUAGGUCGCGAGUUAGAUACCUUUACCACACUACAGGAGGCAAUAUACCGAGCCAAAUGGAACGUAAAGCAGUCGGGCCAAGCCAAGGUACCGUUGGAAUGGAGGUUACCGAAAGCCCCACCGCCGGCACGACCGGAUCUCACAAGAACGUUCCCGCCGUUAAAACACCCACCUGCUCACCCACCAGACGAUAAACUGAAAGCGAAAUUCGACAGUUCAAGAGUUCUGGAGUUUGAUGUUGAGGAUGUUGGGUUUGUACGAGAGAGUCUGCAGUACCUUCCCUAUGCACCGUCAUUGUCCUUUCUUAAACAGGAAAUACUUGUUGGACCAAAGACGUAUUUCCAGAUUGUGGGCACUAUGUUACUGCACAAGAAAUUCUUGUCACAAACAGAAAAAAGGCACGCCAUCUAUAACUUCCCAGGGUUCUGCUCGGGGUGUAUGCGGAUGGGACUGUGUUAUGGUUGUGAAAGAAGUACAGAAAUACACUUCCAUGAGGACAAGCCUGUGAAGACAGGGGGAGGUUUCACGUAUUUCAAGAAAGACAGACCAGAGAAAGAGAUCAAGUCUCGGAACCCAAUCAACUGGAAAAUUCAGCAUCCCGAUAAAGCUCUGAAGAAAUUAAUGGAAGAGUAUGCAGGGGUUGAGCUGGAAGGGGCCAUACCAGAUGAAAUUAAACAGCAUCUUGACAAACACGGCGGUCAUCGGGAGAGAAUUGUCUCAAAUAUACCAGAUUUUGCUAGAGAAAUGAAGGAAUUCGAUGACAAAGAGAAAUUGAACAGAGGAGAUGGUUUUUUACCGGAUAUACAUGUGAGAUACGAUCAUCAAGAUGGAAGUGAUGGUGACCUUGAAAGUUUAGGUGAUGGUCACAGUAGCAGAAGAGGUCAUGACCUUGAAGGUCACAGUGGCAGAGAAGGUGACCUUGACAGUCAAUAUGAAGGUCAUAGUGGCAGAAGACAUUAUGACCUUGACCCUAAUGAUGUGAGAGUUCAUAUUCAAGGUCAAGAUGACACAGAUGAAGAAGAUGAUUAUAAUGGUAACCAACGGCGACAGAAAUUUAGUGGUGGGAGGGGAAAGGGACAUCCUGAUGGUGUAGAUGUUCCAAAAAGUGGUGCUACAAGUUGGAGUAAAACUCAGUCAGGAAUGCUUGAUGGUACUCUGAAAUCUGGACACAAUGCUAGUGAUGACGAGGGUCGUAGAGCUGCAAGUUAUGACAGAUAUGAUAGGCACGGGCAUCGUUUGCCGAAAUAUAGACGGGUAGAAUCGGGCUCAGAUGAAGAGAAUGAUGAGCGUGAAAAGUCGGACACGGAAGAUUAUAGUUCUCGACGCAGCAGGAGGAAGGAAAAACUUUAUAAAGCUCCACCAGCUUUUAAGUUGAAAAAGAGCCCUAAGAGAAGUAUAGUAUCAAAGUCACCCUUCAGUACAGACAGAGAGUACGACCUGCCAAAAGGUAAAGGGCUAGAUAUCAAGAAGUCAGACAAACCUCCCACCCAGUUCAAAGAGUUCAGGAAUGUAGAUGCCUCGUGGAAGGAACCAAAGAAGUUUGAACUGAAGAAAAAUGAAAAUAAAACAACCAAGUUCUGGUCAGGACCACCACCCAAGAAGAAAGAAAACUUUAAGAAAAAAGGGGACAGGUCACAUGGCUUAAGAAGGGUGCCUUCACCAAGAUCUGUGUCUCCAGACUCUGGACUGGAAAGUGAACUCCUUACAGAAAUAUCAAAGGAAAACACAAAUGUCAAUGUCCAUGAUGUAGAAGAUUUCACACAAUUAGAAAACUUCUUAACGAGAGUUUUUGACUUUGAUGAAGAAAUUGAGUUUGAUGUUGAGGAUGUUGGGUUUGUACGAGAGAGUCUGCAGUACCUUCCCUAUGCACCGUCAUUGUCCUUUCUUAAACAGGAAAUACUUGUUGGACCAAAGACGUAUUUCCAGAUUGUUGGGACAAUGUUGCUGCACAAGAAAUUCUUGUCACAAACUGAGAAACGACACGCGAUCUAUAACUUCCCAGGGUUCUGCUCGGGAUGUAUGCGGAUGGGACUUUGUUACGGUUGUGAGAGAAGUACCGAAAUACACUUUCAUGAGGACAAGCCUGUGAAGACAGGGGGAGGUUUCACGUAUUUUAAGAAAGAUAGACCAGAAAAAGAGAUCAAAUCACGGAACCCAAUCAACUGGAAAAUUCAGCAUCCCGAUAAAGCUCUGAAGAAAUUAAUGGAAGAGUAUGCAGGGGUUGAGCUGGAAGGGGCCAUACCAGAUGAAAUUAAACAACAUCUGGACAAACAUGGCGGUCAUCGGGAGAGAAUUGUCUCAAAUAUACCAGAUUUUGCUAGAGAAAUGAAGGAAUUCAAUGACAAAGAGAAAUUGAACAGAGGAGAUGGUUUUUUACCGGAUAUACAUGUGAGAUACGAUCAUAAAGAUGGAAGUGAUGGUGACCUUGAAAGUUUAGGUGAAGGUCACAGUAGCAGAAGAGGUCAUGACCUUGAAGGUCACAGUUGCAGAGAAGGUCAUGACCAUGACAGUCAAGAUGAAGGUCAAAGUGGCAGAAAACAUUAUGACCUUGACCCUAAUGAUGUCAGAGUUCAUAUUCAAGGUCAAGAUGAUACAGAUGAAGAAGAUGAUUAUAACGGUAACCAACGGCGACAAAAAUUUAGUGGUGGGAGGGGAAAGGGACAUCCUAGUGGUGUAGAUGUUCCAAAAAGUGGUGCUACAAGUUGGAGUAAAACUCAGUCAGGAAUGCGGGAUGGUACUCUGAAAUCUGGACACAGUACUAGUGAUGACGAGGGUCAUAGAGCUGCAAGUUAUGACAGAUAUGAUAGGCACGGGCAUCGUUUGCCGAAAUAUAGACGGGUAGAAUCGGGCUCAGAUGAAGAGAAUGAUGAAUGUGAAAAGUCGGACACGGAAGAUUAUAGUUCACGACGCAGCAGGAGGAAGGAAAAACUUUAUAAAGACACAGACGGUCUCCGUACAGCUCCUCCGGCUUUUAAGUUGAAAAAGAGCCCUAAGAGAAGUAUAGUAUCAAAGUCACCGUUCAGCACAGACAGAGAGUACGACCUGCCGAAGGGUAAAGGGCUAGAUAUCAAGAAGUCGGACAAACCACCCACCCAGUUCAAAGAGUUCAGGAAUGUAGAUGCCUCGUGGAAGGAACCAAAGAAGUUUGAACUGAAGAAAAAUGAAAAUAAAACAACCAAGUUCUGGUCAGGACCACCACCCAAGAAGAAAGAAAACUUUAAGAAAAAAGGGGACAGGUCACAUGGCUUAAGAAGGGUGCCUUCACCAAGAUCUGUGUCUCCAGACUCUGGACUGGAAAGUGAACUCCUUACAGGGCAAAGCCAUGAUGGAGAAGUAUAUGGAGUAAUUGAAACUGAGAGAGGUAGGAAAAAUGGAAAGAAGAGCACAGGUGAUAGAAAGAAAAGGUCAAAGGAAAGAAGUCAGAGGAAGGCAAAAAUUAAAGACUCAAGCCGUGAGAGAGGAAAGAUUAAAGGGAAAAACGGGAGAAGAGACAGUUUAUCAGAUGAAGAAGUUGACCUAAAUCAGUUACCAAGUAUAAAAAGUCAACUGGCAAAAAUAUUUGAGAGUCAAAACAAUAAAAGCGAAGUUAACAAUGCAGAUGAAGAUACAUCUGAAGAUGAAAACAUAGAUGAUGCUACUGACCUGGAAGAAAAUUCAGAUAAUGAAAAAGAGAUUGGUAAUAAUCGGUGGGAACGAAAGCGACCUACUUCAGCAGAGAGGGCAGAUUUUCUUAGAGUACCUGGUAUAAAAUUAAAGAAAUACCGCUCCAUGUCCAUGCCACUUUUAGGAGAUAUUGAGGAAUUACAACAGAGGUUCGGUAAACUAUCUCUGGAGCAGCUAAAAGCACCUAUCAAAGUUCCGAUAUACCUGCCAGUAUUCAAGCGAGGAAGUGUCAUCUUAAAGAAGCAGUUUAAAUCCAAUCCAAAGAGGGUGAAAGGUCGUGAGAGGUCAAUGUCAGUCUCAGUUGUGACCUUUCCACCACAGCUUGUUGACUUUGAAGAUACAACAAAUAAAUCAGAACCUUUAGAGCCCGUAAGGGAGGAAACUCUUACAAUAACUCCAGAUAUGGGUUUGUCUGAGAGGACCGGAACUCCGCUACAGCUUAGAGUACAGUCUCCAGUACCAGAUAAGCCACCACGUUCAGUAUCGCCACCCAAAAAGAGGGAGAUUGUGAAGAAGGUAAAGAAACCACCACCUGUGUCUCCUGCUCCUGUGCCGGUAGAGCCAAAGCCACCCACCCCAGUUAAGGAAAAGACACCCAGUCCUGUACCUGUGGAAGAAGAAAGACCGGUAUCAAGGGAGAUCAGUUUUGAUUUUGUUAAAGAAAAGUCAGUACCAGAGUUACCUCCCAUAGAAAUUCCAGAACUUCCAGAAAUACAAGAAAGACAGUCUGAAUACAAAGGUGUGAAGAAGGAAAGAAAACUGAUAGAAGUGACACCAGAGAUUCCAGAGCCCAAGAAGAAGUUGCCUCCACCUCCAAAAGUUGCUCCUAGAAUUAAAACAAGAACUUCCAGGAAGAGUAAGGUAGCAGAGGCCCCAGUCACCACACAGGAAUUACAGCAGCUGUCUGAUCCACUAGAUUUCCUUGCUAAAUACUGUAUUAUCAACCCUGACAGACUUCCUUACUAUGAGAGAGUAUUCAACAGUGCCGUGAAUGUGCAGACUCCACGAUACACACGUGACCACAUGGCUGCUCGUGGCGGAAUAGUACAUCUACCGCCUGCUCAGUUGUCAGACCAUGAGCUCAACAUGCUCAAAGACCUAACUGUGAUAACACAUGCUCAAACACCCAGGAGAGAUGGUGUAAGUGUGCCAGAACAGUAUCUUGAAAAGUUAAAUUACUCUAUAGAGUUUAUAAAGACAAAGCAGGAUGCUCUACAAGACCAUAUGCAUGAACUUCAAGUUGAGAAGAUACAUUUGAUGGCACAGCUGGCAAAACAACUUGAUCGGGACAUCGUUAGGGUAGAUUAUAAAUCAAAAGGCAAAAAGAAGAAAAAGGGUGAUGAUGAUGAAAAUAGUCCAAAGAAAAAGAAGAAGAAGAAAUCGGAAGAACCGGAUUAUGAUACAAUGGGUGCCAUGAGCGUCCCGAAGAACUUCAUACCACAGCGAGCAUCGGAUAUCACAGAUGAGGUUAUUGUGAGCAGGAUGGAUGAUAAAAUGAUGAAAAAGGUAAAGAAAGAUCCUACAGUGAAGAAACUUCAAAUGCAGAUUAGUAGAGAUCUGGAAAAACUAAAGCACUUUGACCAGCGUGUAGCACAAAUAGAAGAUGAGAAGGAUCUUGUUGGUCUAUAUUGUAUGGAUUAUUACUUCAGCGAGCAGGACGAGUCUAUGCCACCGUACGAGUUUAGACGUCAACAGAGCCGGCUUUAUCAGAAAUUACACCCUGAUCCAGAUAUUGAAAUGAAUACAGAAGAAGUGGAAACAGCUCUACAGCAGAUAAACAACAAACUGCUCUCAGAGAAGGAGUUCCAGUAUAUAUACUUUAUACUUGACCUUCCAAAGAGAGAGAAAAUCAACUUUCGGUUGUUCAGUAUCAUAGCUGCCUUGUCGGAGAAAGUCACACAGAUGGAUCCUGUUAUACGCAAGUUAAUGAACAAGGUGGAUUAUAAUGCACUGGAUAUCAAAAUGGAAAAGAGCAAGGAAUUGUUUGAAUUGUUACAAGAUGAAAGCCAGUUGCCUGUAGGGAAUGCUCCAGCUGAAACACUAGCUGUAGAACUCACUGCUGGAGGUCUAACACCGGAACAUACCAAUUAUGUUUUAAGCAAGUUCAACAGAGAAGGUCGUGGCUUUGUAGAUUUUCUCGAUUUCGUCACAUAUGUUCCACUGUUUAUUGAGAUACACAAGAGAAUUAUAGAAGACCCAUUCAAUGACACUCUAAAUGUAUGAACCGAGUGUGCAUUAACAACUAGUUAUAAAAGAUCCAGUCAGUGACAUCAUGAAUGUAUGAAACCAGCGUGUUAAGAGAAAAGAAACAUGAAAAAUUCAUUAAGUGAAACUCUCAGUAUCAAAGUGGUACAUUAAUAAUGAAUUAUAGAAGGUCCUUUCAUGAUGCCCUUAAUGAUAAAGGAGGAAGAAGUGAGACUGUUAUGAUGCUACCCUUUACCCCCACCCCCUCCCAACUCUUCAAAAAAGAUGAGGUGUAUUGUUUUGCUUGUGUCUGUUGGUUGGUUGGUUGGUCAGUCAGUCAGUAGAACCUUUCAUUGCUUAUCAAUUAUUGGAGAAUGCUCUAGCCUACAAUAGUCAAACAUUAUAGGAUGAUUGUCUGUGGUCAGUAGAUGGUCCAUAUAAUUUUAGAGGUGGUAGGUCAAAGGUCAAGGUCACUGUGAUCUUGAGACUGAUCUUGUUUCUGCUCAAUAACAAGAGAAAGCUUUGAAAUCCAGUGGUUUAACUUUUAAAAAAUGACUGCCUAUGGUAAGUAGUUGACCCCUAAUGUUUUUUGGUCAGUAGAUCAAAGGUCAAAGUCACGGUGAUCUUCUGACUGAAAGUAUGAAAAAUUCAGAUCAAUAACUGAAGAAUGAUUUGGCCUAUGGCUGUCGAGUUUCGUAGGAUUGUCUAUGGUCAGUAGGUAACCUUUUUUGUUUUUUGAGGUCAAAAGCCAAGGUCACGUAAUAUUGAAAAUUAUACACCCCAUUACCUGUGGCGUGCCAUGAAUUGGCUGGGCAUACGUCUUUUACAAACAGUUUUUGUUCAUUGAAGAUUCUGUCAGUAACCUACUUAGUACAUUUGUAUAAUCUAAAAUCCUUUCUAGACAUACACGUGUAUAAACUGCUUUCUAGAUAUAUGUAAACUGCAAAUUAUGAAAAGUAAAUUCUGUGAUAUAAUGGACUCCUUUCAAAUAACGGUACAUGUGCAGCCCCGUAAAGAACACCAGAAUGUCAGUCCAGUGAUAAAACAACUAGUAGCCUACUUACAAUAUACGUUUCAGUUUAGUUAAGUAGAUCACAAAGAAAUUAUUGUUUAUUUAAAACUACCAGUGAGAUGUUAAUUCUGAAGUUUAAACUUAGCUG
Mercenaria mercenaria is the source of this 7770-nucleotide messenger RNA. RefSeq lists its product as uncharacterized. The transcript is spliced from 45 exons. Bases 563 to 6649 code for a protein of 2028 amino acids. Lineage: Eukaryota; Metazoa; Mollusca; Bivalvia; Venerida; Veneridae. The record is from RefSeq and is a predicted model, not a curated record.